This is a messenger RNA of Magallana angulata, 1918 nucleotides long. RefSeq lists its product as uncharacterized. The record is from RefSeq and is a predicted model, not a curated record. The transcript has 3 exons. NCBI's taxonomy places the organism in Eukaryota, Metazoa, Mollusca, Bivalvia, Ostreida, Ostreidae. Bases 185 to 1342 code for a protein of 385 amino acids.
ACAACACUAAUACAAGUGUGCAGUUUAAUGACAUCCGUGUAUGUUGAGCAUGCCAUACACUCGCUGUGUCGAUGAAGGCUCGGCCAUUAACGUGCGCGUAAUCAGUUUUUGUGUAGUUUUUAAAGCGUGAACGAUCAUUCAAUAUUAAUGGAAUUUGAUCGAAAGUUUCUUAAGGAAAUCGGUAAUGACCAUGUCCGGAUUUCAAAUUAAUAAUUUGGACCCCAACAUGUUAAGUAAUCACCUAACUGCACGUGGAAUCAGUCUAGGCGGAGCUCAAAGUGUCAGAGACAAUGGGAUAACUGGUGAAAUGCUGGUGCAGUUUUGUGAAGAAGACAUCCAUGAUGCCUUCUCUGUAUUUAAGGACAGGUUCAUCAUACGAAAGAUGAUACGAGAACACAAAACUCAAACGGGAAUCCACGACAAAGUAUUCUCUAACACUACUUCUUCAUCUUGUAAAAACCAAAGGGAUAGUACAGCAAUUAAACUUCCGACAAAAGCACCACAACGCAACCCACAGCAUUCAGUUUCCCCGACUAAGAUUUCUGAUGUCUGUGCUAAUGUUAAUGCAGGAUAUUCUACAGUACCUUCUACAAAUCAACUUCACAAAUCACAACAUCAGUUACUUUUCAAUCAGUCACGAAGAGAACAUCCAAGAAUACCAACUUCACCAGAGAUUAAGUUGGAGAGCGUUCCCAGACCGGGUUAUUCUUGCGCAACAGGAAGUAGGGUAUCGCAUUCUUCCCAACCGGAAGUUCAGUCAUUUCCACCUCCAGUCAGGAGUCCCUUAAUGCACCACGUGGUGUCUAGUUCUGUAGAAGAUCGCUUGUCUGGAGCUAGAUCUGAGACGGUACCAGGACCUAUGGGAGAAUCAGCUCAAAUUGCUUCUCAAAAUCAAAUCGUUCGGUCUUCUAACAUUAAUAUUACAGUCGAAGAGAAGCAGAGGAUAAAAAAGUACAAAGCAGACGCCCUUCUCGAGAAAAAAUGCAUUCGCAGUAAACCAAACGAAGCACAGCAUCUCGGAUCACUGGCUAUCCGUAACGCUGCCCAGGCGGCCCAAAUAUGGGAUAACCCACCUGUAAUGAGGGAAAUUUCUGUGGCCAAGAAGGACCAGUUUAUCAGGUCUUUAUUGGCAUUCGCUCCUCAGCUUUCCGAGAGAAUGGACACUGUGUGGAUCAGACUUAGGGAAGCGUUACAAAACCGACGGAAAUAUUUACUGGACAAAGAGUCGGGGAAAAGACAAACUAAAUCGCAGAGGUCUGCUCCAUAUGAUAAGAAGAAUGAGUCAAAACCGACUUUAAUGAAAGUCAAGGAACCGAGGACGCUGAUAGACCUAACAGACUAGUUUACUUAAUUCUUUAAUUAUUUUACCAUUUUCUAACAACUUGUGUUAAUUUUUUUUCUUUAUUGAAACUUUUUUUUCACUUUUUCAUUUUUGUAAAUAAAAAUGUUUAUUAAUACUUUUAUCAAAUGGAGAAAAUGUUAAACUUGACAGGUUUUUGUUUGCAAAUCUAAAAAAAAAAACAAUGACUAUAUUCAUAAGGCAUUGAUGAUUGAUUUCCUUGGUUUUAUCAUUUUCUCUUUUGAAGCUAAUUAUCAAAAUUUGGGCUCUCAAUCUAAUUCAGAUACAUACUCUGUAAUUGAUUCUGUCUAUAUCAAUUUGCAUUAUUUGUUGCCUGGAAGUAAAAAAUGCAUGUAAUUGAUAACAGUCUUUGGCAGUGAAAGAUCUAGAACUUUUUGCAUGCACGUUUAGAAUUUUUUGUAUUGUAUUUGUACUGUAUUAUGCCUAUCUGUGUAUUUAGUCAGUUGACCAAGCCUGAUUUAAAAGGAUGCAUUUUUUCGUGAAGAAAAUGCAAUGCUUGCUAUCAGACUGAUUAAUUUUGACUGUCAUUGACUCAAAUUAAAACAAACAAAAUUCUUA